Messenger RNA from Trachemys scripta elegans, 3491 nucleotides. It is a transcript of the gene ENOX1, whose product is annotated as ecto-NOX disulfide-thiol exchanger 1. The transcript has 17 exons. Gene Ontology annotation, molecular function: RNA binding; protein-disulfide reductase activity. Gene Ontology annotation, cellular component: plasma membrane; external side of plasma membrane. The record is from RefSeq and is a predicted model, not a curated record. Gene Ontology annotation, biological process: ultradian rhythm. Bases 708 to 2690 code for a protein of 660 amino acids. Lineage: Eukaryota; Metazoa; Chordata; Testudines; Emydidae.
CCAGCAGCGCCCCGGCCGCCGCCGCCUCCCCCCCCCUCGGCAAGCGCAGCCGCUGGUCCCCGGGGAGUCAGAAAGUUUGUUCUUCUCUCUAGGGGGCAUUUUUCUUUUGGCAGCCGCGGGGACGGGCUGGUCCCUCCCAGGCAGUUGCUGGCACCGGGAGUGGGGACAGGGCAGCUGCUGCGACUCUCCCCCGGGCCACGCUCGUUCCUCCUCCUCCCACCCAACCUGUCUGGGCAUCCCCCCAUUCCCAUAACAUCCCGCACGCGUGGCGCUGACAGCGCGUAGGGCCCCUCCGCCCGCACGCCUCCUGCCCACUCACCCCGUAGGUCGGGCACCCGGGGCUCCCUCUUGCUGAUUGGCUGGAGGGGCAAACCCUCUCCAGCCUGGGGAGCCUGCACUGAGGACCAGCAUCACUUGGACCCUGGGUGAAGCCAUCCCUGGAAAGUCUCUCUCUGCAGUUUCCAGGACAGUUUGGUUGUAACUAAAGAGCAGCUGUACUAGAUCUUGGUCACUGAACUUGAAGCAAUCUUUGGAUACAUGCUUCUACAAACUUGGUGAAGAUACACUACAAACAGCGCCUAAUGAACUGUGUGUGGACUCUGCAUUCAGUAACAGUCAGAUUCUCCCAUCGCAAGAUGUUAUUACUACAGUAGUAGGAUACAUUCCUAUUUGAAGUCAGUCAGCAACAAAAGGAACCAGUUUAAACGAUGGCUGCAGCUGCUGAUGGUUUGGGAAGUACAACUAUAGAUACCACACAACUUAAUAUGUCAGUCACUGAUCCAACAGCUUGGGCUACCGCUAUGAAUAACCUCGGGAUGGUUCCAGUAGGAUUAGCUGGACAACAGCUUGUGACGGAUUCAAUCUGUGUACCAGGCUUUGAUCCAAGCCUCAGCAUGAUGACUGGAAUAACUCCAAUUAACCCGAUGAUACCAGGCAUGGGGUUAGUACCGCCGCCACCACCAACAGAUGUGCCUGUAGUCAAAGAAAUAAUUCACUGCAAAAGCUGUACACUCUUCCCUCCAAACCCAAAUCUUCCACCACCUUCCACGAGAGAGAGACCUCCUGGGUGUAAGACUGUGUUUGUUGGCGGUUUACCAGAAAAUGCUACUGAGGAAAUUAUUCAGGAAGUCUUUGAGCAGUGUGGAGAUAUUACAGCUAUUCGGAAAAGCAAGAAGAAUUUUUGUCACAUUCGUUUUGCAGAGGAGUUCAUGGUUGAUAAAGCCAUUUACCUUUCUGGUUACCGCAUGAGAUUAGGAUCUAGCACAGACAAAAAGGAUUCAGGUCGCCUUCAUGUUGAUUUUGCUCAGGCAAGAGAUGACUUUUAUGAAUGGGAAUGCAAACAAAGAAUGCUAGCCAGAGAAGAACGUCAUAGGCGCAAAAUGGAAGAAGACCGACUACGACCUCCCUCUCCUCCGGCAAUAAUGCAUUAUUCUGAACACGAAGCUACUUUGCUGGCUGAAAAAUUGAAAGAUGACAGCAAAUUUUCAGAGGCCAUCACAGUGCUGCUUACCUGGAUUGAGCGAGGCGAGGUGAAUCGUCGCUCCGCAAAUCAAUUCUAUUCAAUGGUGCAGUCAGCAAAUAGCCACGUUCGCCGACUUAUGAAUGAGAAAGCCACUCAUGAACAAGAAAUGGAACAAGCCAAGGAGAGUUUUAAAAAUGCCUUAACAGGGAUCCUCACUCAAUUUGAGCAGAUUGUGGCCGUUUUCAACGCUUCUACCAGACAAAAAGCUUGGGACCAUUUCUCGAAAGCUCAGCGAAAGAACAUAGACAUUUGGCGAAAGCAUUCUGAGGAGCUCCGGAAUGCUCACAGCGAACAGCUUAUGGGGAUCCGCCGUGAAGAGGAGAUGGAAAUGUCUGAUGAUGACAGCGGUGACAAUCCCAGUAAAAAGCUGAGAGUAGAUGAAUCAGCUCUAACUGCCCAAGCUUAUGCACUGAAGGAAGAGAAUGACAGCCUCCGAUGGCAGCUGGAUGCUUACAGAAAUGAGGUGGAGCUUCUUAAACAGGAGAAAGGUCAACUCUUUCGGACCGAAGAAAGUCUCACAAAGGACCAACAGUUGAAAUUCCUGCAGCAGACAAUGCAAGGCAUGCAGCAGCAAUUGCUGAGUAUACAGGAAGAAUUAAAUAACAAAAAAUCCGAACUGGAGCAAGCAAAAGAAGAACAAACACAUACACAAGCCAGGCUUAAAGUUCUUCAGGAGCAGUUAAAAAGUGCCAAGGAGUUAGCAGAGAUCAACGGCCAUGACGAAUCUCAGGCAAAUUAUGUACCUUCAGUCAUGUCUAAUAAAGAGGCAGCGGUGACAAAAUUGGCACCUACUAUAUACAGGAAAUUCCUCUGCUUGCAGCAGUUGGGGAAACAGUGCUUCAAAAAGGAAAUCAAUGUGUUGACAGUAGCAUUGGUCAACCAAGAGAGAGAAAAAAAUUCUGAGAAACGAAGCCAAGGUCUAAAAUCAGAGAAAGAGGCACUGUUAAUAGGUAUCAUAUCUACAUUUCUUCAUGUGCAUCCUUUCGGCGCCAAUAUAGAAUACCUUUGGUCUUACAUGCAACAGCUGGACUCUAGGAUCUCUGCAAAUGAAAUAGAAAUGCUUUUGAUGAGAUUGCCACGCAUGUUUAAACAAGAGUUCACUGGUGUAGGAGCAACAUUGGAAAAGAGGUGGAAGUUUUGUGCCUUUGAAGGAAUUAAAACUACCUGACUGUGAAUAGUAAAGAAGUAUACAGAAGAAGAAUUCCUAAAGCAUGGCAGGGUUACAAAGUAUUAAAGUAUGAAAUUUGGUUUUGGCACACAGAAGUACGUUUUCAAAGUUAUCCAAGCCUAAUUUUAGUUACAUUUGUGACGUUCUCUUGUGAGUGGAAAUGUGGUUGUGCACCAGUUCCUAAAAAUAUAAAAUAUUUUAAAAUGUGACACAUCUGUUUCCUAUGAAAACUGAAGAAAGAUACCACAGUCAUAACGAUGUCAAGAUAUUAACGUGCUACAUCUAAGAAUAGCUCACUGAGCAAAUGGAUAAGGGAAAAGAUUGCCUAGUUAUGGUUGCUAAGCUACAGCAAUGUAUAUGUAAUAUAUAGCAGAAAUCAUUACAUUAUGUUCCUGAAAGUCUUUCCGUUAAGUAAGUAAUUGUACAGUGAGAAAAAUUAUACCAAAAGAAAACUUGAAGAUGUGUCUGAGCAGUUAUUGUCUUUUGUAAAUUAAGUUAUAUGCUGUUCCAGGGAUUUUUGCCUUAUUGAAAGAGGCCUGAAAAUGUGAUUGGACUUCUCGAGAAUGCUUUAUCAAGAAUAUUAUUUUUCUAAUGUAACUAUUCUUCAUUAUAAGUUCCUUUAACAUGGAUUGCAUAUCAAUUUUCAUAAAUAUGUAAAUAAAAAGGAAACCAGUGUUACUGUAUUGUAUUUGGUAUGUAACAUUCAGGUUUAUGCAUCAAAAUAAAUAUUCAGUUCAUUACUGUUAAGAAUUUUAUAGCAAAUAUAUUAAUUUUUUUUCAAUAAAUAUGACUUCUACCAUA